Molecule: messenger RNA, 1200 nt
Organism: Penicillium nucicola
Lineage: Eukaryota; Fungi; Ascomycota; Eurotiomycetes; Eurotiales; Aspergillaceae
Exons: 2
Coding region: 1-1200 (399 amino acids)
Biological process (GO): transmembrane transport
Source: RefSeq, a predicted model, not a curated record
AUGGUGAUUGAGCACGAGGCAAGCCCAAGAGUGCGCCAAUACCUACUUGCGUCUCGCGUCCUUUUCUUCGUUGGUAUCGGGCUUACUGUCGCUGGCGGAGCCUUGGAAGGAAGCGAUACGGCCAGUGAUGCACUCACUGGGGUCAAACUCGUCAAAGCUGGAUACUUCAUUGUCGUCGUUUUUGUGGUUUGUCUGUUGGCUGUCCAAGGUCAUUUCUGGUCACAAUUUUCUCGUCUUUCGCAUACCAGCCAAACCGCGAAAACAAUUGUCGCACCGCUCGAUCGCGUCAAGAUUCUAUUUCAGACGUCAACUCCAGCAUACGAGAAAUAUGUCGGCAGCUGGAAGGGAUUUUUAUCUGCAUUAUCGUCAAUCAACAGCCAUGAGGGUUUGCGAGGCUUGUUUAGGGGUCAUUCGGCCACCCUUCUUCAGAAAUUCCCUUACGCAGCCAUCAACUUCCUGAUGUAUGAACAGAUGCGAGCACUUUUCAUCUCAUCUCCAGAAAAGGAAACACCACUGCGUCGAUUCUUAUCUGGCAGUAUAUCCGGUGCCACGUCGGUCAUCUUCACGUACCCGUUGGACCUUGUGCGAGUGCGGUUGGCGAUCGAAAGUCAGGCACAUAAAUCAUCCCUGAAGGGCAUUUGCCGUCAGAUAUACCACGAGCAACGGGAUCACACGCCGUCACAUACUAGUGCGGUGAGAGGCACAUAUACUAUCUCUGGUGCCAUCGAAAAGGCUCUUCCACUUUCCAAGCUCAGCAAUUUCUAUCGCGGCUUUAGUCCAACACUGCUCGGGAUGCUUCCUUACGCUGGGAUGUCUUUCUUCGCGCACGACACUGUGAGUGAUUGGCUACGGCAUCCUAAGCUCGCAAGCUACACCACAGUCCCACAGUCUGUCGCAGACAAAAAGCCUAUAAAACCUCGUCUUAGAAUAGCUGCACAGUUGACAGCAGGGGCGCUUGCUGGAACGAUCGCUCAGACUACUUCGUACCCGCUCGAGGUCAUUCGCCGUCGCAUACAAGCUAGCGGGGUAACGCAGGGCGAGAGGAAUAUAGGCAUUGCAGGCACUUGCCGUAAGAUAUGGUCGGAAAGAGGAUUCCGGGGAUUCUGGGUUGGAUUGACUAUUGGGUAUAUUAAAGUGGUUCCGAUGGUUGCUACUAGCUUUAUGGUUUACGAGCGGCUGAAAUACCAGUUUAACAUAUAA